AUGAUCAGCCAGUAUGCUUCAAACAAAUCUGGCUGGCUGAACCCCUUCGACGUGGUGCAAACUCUGUACAGCUCACUUACUUCGGCGGUCUUCGGGAAGGAGGCGUCGAGGGAUUACGUCUACGAAGGUAUCGAGAGCUUUUACGACUUGAAUGACACUUCUAGCGAUCUUGAUUCGUGGUUGGAUGAACAGACGGAAAGAGCCUUCAGCGGGAUUUUGGCAAACAUCGGAGGCGUCGGGAUCCAUUCAGGUGAGGUCUCGGAUGGGGCAGUGAUUGCGUCGCCCUCCAAAAGCCACCCGAACUAUUUUUACCAGUGGGUGAGAGAUGCUGCCAUUACAAUUAAUUCGCUUGUUGAGUAUCUUCAGGAUCAUCAGGAUAGUUUGGACUCCCCCCUGUCAAAGCAGCUUAUCUAUGCCAUCGAGUCAUACAUAAGCAACUCAUAUAAACUACAGAGAAUCGACAACCGAUCGGGCACUUGGGAAUCCCUAGAUGGAUUAGGGGAACCAAAGUUUAUGGCCAACUCGGAACCGUUCAAGGAAAAUUGGGGACGGCCCCAAAGAGAUGGACCGGGGCUAAGAGUUAUCACCAUCGCAAACUACAUCGGUUUCUUGGUUGAGAACAACCUGACUGUGACUCAUCCGGAGUUACCGAGCAUCGAGUAUAUCUAUAACGAGAUUCUUAAGCCGGAUCUAACAUACAUUGCAAACAAUUGGAACAAGAAUGGGUUUGACUUGUGGGAGGAAAUUGAUUCGGUCCAUCUAUUCACUUCCUUGACCAUGUUAAAAGCUUUGAAGUCCGGAAUCAAGAUCUCAGGAGACUGUGACGAUUCGGAUUUCAACUCGAAGUUGAGACUCGCAUUCAUAUCUUUAAGAUUUUUCAUUCUGUUUGAGUCAGGGUUCAAGAUUUCCGACAUUCCCUACCUGAUUGAAACACCGUCUUUGUUUUUGCAAGGACAAAGAUGUGGCUUAGACAUCGGAUCCGUACUAGCUACCUUAAGGGCCCAUGACCUGGACGAUCCAACCGACUUCAUAGAUAUACCCUUCUCAAUAGACGAUACUGCCGUCAUAAGCACGCUUUCUGCACUUGUGAAUGAUAUGAGAUAUAGAUACCCAAUCAACACAGAAAAAGGAAAGUUUUCUAAAGGCCUAGCUUUGGGAAGAUACCCUGAAGAUCGAUAUGACGGCUAUGGUAUAAGUGAGGGUAAUCCUUGGUUCAUUUCUACCGCAACAGCCUCUGAAGUUCUGUUCAAGUUGGUCUACUACCUAUAUUUCCAUCACCAAGAUUUAGUCAUAACAAAAGAUCAGUACGUAUUUUAUGCAAGUUUUACAGAUUUUGACAUCACGACAGAAGCUAAAGAGGUUGUUCUUCCCUUUAACUCUCACGCCUUUGUUGAGACGACUUUAUCUCUGAUGAAGUAUGCUGAUUCGUUCCUAGAAGUCAUCAAGCAACAUGUUGAUGAACAUGGUAAUAUGAGCGAACAGUUCAAUAAGUACACCGGAUACAUGGAAGGUGCCGAAAACUUGACUUGGAGUUACGGCUCAUUUUGGAGUGCAAUGAGAUGGAGAAAGAGAGCCUCAGACGCAGUAGUCAGCUAUGCUUGA
This is a messenger RNA of Pichia membranifaciens NRRL Y-2026, 1602 nucleotides long. RefSeq lists its product as hypothetical. Lineage: Eukaryota; Fungi; Ascomycota; Pichiomycetes; Pichiales; Pichiaceae. The record is from RefSeq and is a predicted model, not a curated record. Gene Ontology annotation, cellular component: fungal-type vacuole. Gene Ontology annotation, biological process: polysaccharide metabolic process. Gene Ontology annotation, molecular function: glucan 1,4-alpha-glucosidase activity. The coding region runs from base 1 to 1602 and encodes 533 amino acids. The transcript has a single exon.